Molecule: messenger RNA, 1163 nt
Organism: Saprolegnia diclina VS20
Lineage: Eukaryota; Oomycota; Saprolegniomycetes; Saprolegniales; Saprolegniaceae
Product: LAO/AO transport system ATPase
Exons: 3
Coding region: 41-1105 (354 amino acids)
Cellular component (GO): cytoplasm
Molecular function (GO): GTP binding; GTPase activity
Source: RefSeq, a predicted model, not a curated record
UGAAGAUCAAAGACGACGGGAUUUUUGAGCCACAGACGAGAUGACAGCCUUGCUACCGGCGACAAAGCGCCUCAUCGACGGCCUCUUCCAUGGCGCGUCGAGCGCCGUCGCGCGGACGUCCCUCGCGCGCUCGAUCACGCUCGUCGAGUCGACGCUGCCCCGCGACCGCUUCCAAGCCGAGCUGCUCCUUGACCAUGUGCUUGAGCAGCGCAAGGCCCUCGCCGCCAGCACGACGACGAGUGGCACGCCUCAUGGUCACGCGGCGUCGUUCCGCAUUGGCAUUGCAGGCCCACCGGGCGCGGGCAAGUCGACCUUUAUCGAGACGCUCGGCUUGUCUUUGACGAAGAAGGGCCAUAAAGUCGCAGUCCUCGCGAUCGACCCGUCGUCGUCGGUGACCGGUGGCUCGAUCCUCGGCGACAAGACGCGCAUGACGCAUCUCUCCAACAGCCCGGACGCCUUUGUCCGCCCGUCGCCGACCCGCGGGACGCUUGGCGGCGUUGCCCAGCACACGAACGAGAUCGUAUUGCUCUGCGAAGCGUGCGGCUACGACAUUGUCUUGGUCGAGAGCGUCGGCUUGGGCCAAAGCGAGAUCAUCAUUGACGAUACCGUCGAUAUGGUUAUGCUUCUCGUGCCACCGGCCGGCGGCGACGAGCUCCAAGGCAGCAAGAAAGGCAUCAUGGAGAUCGCAGACGUAGUCGUUGUCAACAAGGCCGACGGCGAGCUCAAGACGCCGGCCAAGCACACGGCAGUCGACUACAUGCACGCGCUGCAGCUCGCGCGGCGCAAGGAGCCCGAGUGGAAGCCGACGGUCAAGAUGUGUUCGGCACGCGAAGGCGACGGCAUCGACGGCGUCUGGGACGUCCUCACCGAGUUUCGCAAGACAAUGAACGCCGUCCACAAGAUCGAGGCCAAGCGCGCGCGCCAGUCCUCCAAGUGGAUGUGGAACCAGCUGCACCAAGAACUGAUGGCGAUGGCCAAGAAGAAUGCGUAUGUCAAGCACGAGGCAGCGACGCUCGCGCCCGACCUCGCGCACGGCUUUAUCAGCCCGCGGUCCGCGGCGCGCAAGCUCCUCGAGGAUUUUUUGGCCCACCCGAAAAACAAAUAGUGUUCCGACGCUGCAAAGACGACCACAUACAUGUACAUACAAGUCUGUGGAUUGUCGA